AUGGAUAAACUGGUGGUUGUGGUGCUUCUGAGUUUGUGGCAGGUGGUGAGUUCAAUGUCAUCGUGGGAUGGAUGUGGAAAUCGAUUGGAACGGGCACUUGACUCAAUGACCAAGGACGGGGUGAGGAGGGUACGACAGGAGCAGGAGGAGCCUGGGGUUGUUUAUCAGAGGAGUUUGACCACUGCUCCACUCGUGAUGACCGUUACCAGAGUAGCUGUGAAGCUCCCCCGAGACCAGAGUAGAGCGAAUUCCUGGGCGCGAGUGGAGCGUUGUCAGUUCGAGCCGACCAACAACUCCCUCCGAAGCCGAGUAAUGCUCAACGACCUCACGAUAUCCGGUCUAGUCUCUCUCCUCCCCAACAAGAGACGCGCAACAACGAUCGGCGAGUCCUGCAGGAUGACCCUGCGCCUCCGCCGCGCAGGCAUCGACUUCAUCACCAGCCCCAUAGCAAGAACCCGCGGUCAAAUGCGAAUUCGAACAGAGUCCAGUUUUCUCGAGCCCAGAUUCGCCUCGAUCUACGCAUACGCCUGCCGACCACUGGGUCGUGUCGACAGGCAGAUAAAGCGCCAAGAUAAGCCCCCAUUCGCCCAAUCAGACGGUCAUUACGAGGCCGCCGAGCCGAGGGAUGAGGAAUUUCAAAGAUCCAGGGAAGAUGACAUUCAGAUUGCCAAUGAGAGCACAUCAUCGGCGUUCACGUUCUCCAGGUACGAUCUCUCGCCCACUAAGAGUCAUCCCUGGAUCACGAAACUUCCGGAGAUCAGGAGGAGAAAGAGAUCUAAUGCAAGUGCUACUGAUUUCGAUGACUUGGAUGGGGAGAUCAAGCAUCAACUGCUGCUCGAGGAUGAGAGGGGAGCUAUCGACUGGCAGUCGAAGGAGAAUGUCGCAAGGGAGAUGGAGGAUGUUUUCCUCAGGGGGGCCAGUGAGGCUCUCACGAAGUACAUCGAGAGACAGCUGCAUCCUGCCAUUAAAGAGACACUCAUGGUGUCCAUGGGGUACACUAUUAGUUAUGGGUAG
Molecule: messenger RNA, 1014 nt
Organism: Diachasma alloeum
Lineage: Eukaryota; Metazoa; Arthropoda; Insecta; Hymenoptera; Braconidae
Exons: 2
Coding region: 1-1014 (337 amino acids)
Source: RefSeq, a predicted model, not a curated record